This is a messenger RNA of Culicoides brevitarsis, 1979 nucleotides long. RefSeq lists its product as uncharacterized. The record is from RefSeq and is a predicted model, not a curated record. The coding region runs from base 100 to 1797 and encodes 565 amino acids. The transcript has 2 exons. Lineage: Eukaryota; Metazoa; Arthropoda; Insecta; Diptera; Ceratopogonidae. Gene Ontology annotation, cellular component: nucleus.
CAAAAACAAAGCGCGUUUUUCAAUUCAGAGCUUCAAAAAAGAUUUUUCGAGAUGUUUUUCCAAAUAAAUUAAAAAUUUCCUCAGUUAAAAACGAAAAAAAUGUCGGAGAAAGUUUGUAUCCUUUGUCAACGACCUCCAACCGAUUUCGAGGAAUUUCUCGAACAAAAAGGACACGGUUUCCAUUAUCUGUGCCUUCUGUUGUCGCCGGCUUUGUAUCAGCGCGACGAAAAUGAAGACAACGGCUUGUACGGGUUCGUGCUAAAAGACAUCCUCAAAGAGGAACGACGAAUUUCGAAACAAAGAUGUCGAUUUUGCCACAAUAAACUUCACGCAAAUUUGUCGUGUUCCGUGGCGAAAUGCACUCGUUCGUUCCAUGUGGACUGCGGAAUUCAACGAGGAUGUCAAUACCAAAUGACGGGAAAUUUCUUGACUUUUUGUCACGAGCACCGAAAAUUCGAAAAACCAGAAGUUAAACACGAUCCUGACGACAUUUGUGCCAUUUGUAUGCUUGAACUUGGCGAUUACGACUACAACCAAUCAAUUUACGCGGAUUGCUGCAAACCCAGUUGGUACCAUCGCGAGUGUCUCGUGAAGACGGCAGAUCGUGCGGGAUUCUUUUUCCGCUGUCCGCUGUGCAAAAAUGAAGAAAACUUCAAGAAUCAAGUGCAGCAACAGGGAAUUUUUGUGAUGGAACGCGAUGCGGCAUGGGAACGUGAACCGGGAGCGUUUGCGGAUCAACGAGAGACACCGAGUACGUGCAAUGCGGAAGUCUGUGAGUGCCCGGAAGGUCGUUCUUGCGACAUAGAAGAGUCAGAUUGGGAGUUGCUCUUGUGCGAAACGUGCGCCGGCGAAGCAAUUCAUGUAAAAUGCCACAAUGACGACAGAUUUUUGUGCCAAACUUGUGCCGGGGCAGUUCGAUUAGACGAAAUUCCAAGUUCUCCUGAAGUCGUCGAGGGUAUUAGAGAGAGACAAAGACUUGUGAAUGGCACUUGGAUAGACAUUCCCGACGAAAUUCCGCCUUCUUUUUCACCAAACGUGCAAUUAGGAACAAAAUUACAAAAAGAAAGAUGCGAACCAGUGAAUCGGAAAUUCAUUGACAAUGCAGAACCCACGGAUAAAGGAUAUGCUUUUGCUACUUACGUCCUCAGAAGCGUAUUUUUGGACAAUAAUUUCACGGAAUUCGCAUCAAAGGAGAGAAAGAGAUACACAAGAAAUAUUUUUGUACCGAAAAAUAUUUCUUCGAGCCAAAAAUCACAUUCCGACAGUGAAGAAUCUCCCGUCAGUGACACCGAAAUUGCUGAAAUUCAAUCAAAACAGCAGGAAAAUUCUCCAAUAUCGAUAAUUAAGACAGAAAACAUGACUUGUGAUUCUCAAAAAUCAAUUUGUGAACCAGAAAAAUCGCCUUCUGAAGACAUAAACGGAAAUAAAAGAGAAUUCCGACACAUCGAAAAGGAAGAUUUUCAACCAAAAGCUCGAAUUUCACGCAUCACUGAUGAUGUCAAAGACAAGAAAACCGAAAUUUCUCAAAAUUUGAUAGAUUUAACUGUUGAAAAUCUUCCUGGUACUGCUUUGAAUGAAGCAAAAAGCACGGAAAAUGCAGUUUUGAAUUCCUCCAACAGCUUUAACAAACGAAAAUUGUCUGAGGAGAACAAUGCGCAAAUGCAUCCGCAGAAAAAACAUCGAAAUUCCCUCACAAAUCAUCGUCCAUUAGUGCCGUUUUCGAACAAAGGAUCGCCUCAAGCUAAAAUUAAGCAAAUGACAAUCAACUCGUUCUUCAAAAAAAGUCCUAAAAGUUAGUUUAUUACAGAAAAAUUUCAUUAAAAUAUAAAUUUCAUGUAAAAUGAGUACUUAAAGUUGAUAAGGAAAAUGUUAAGGAAAUAAAAAAAAUAUUGAGCAAAACAAAUUAGCAAAACGAAAAAAAAAAAAAUAUUUUUCUUGAAGGAGAAAAAAAAAACAAAAAAAAGGCUUAGGCUUAAAAA